Messenger RNA from Ascoidea rubescens DSM 1968, 1383 nucleotides. It is a transcript of the gene KAR3, whose product is annotated as Kar3p. Bases 1 to 1383 code for a protein of 460 amino acids. The transcript has a single exon. The record is from RefSeq and is a predicted model, not a curated record. Gene Ontology annotation, molecular function: ATP binding; microtubule binding; microtubule motor activity. Gene Ontology annotation, biological process: microtubule-based movement. Lineage: Eukaryota; Fungi; Ascomycota; Saccharomycetes; Ascoideales; Ascoideaceae.
AUGGAAAACUAUGAUAAAUUCAAUGAAAAGAUAAAAGACAAGUCUCUUUUAAAUCAAUCUUUAUCAUCAAAUUUACAAAUUUUGAAAAACGAUUCAGCUAUAAUCGAUGAAAAAAUUCAAAAAAUAAAAGAAAAUUUACAAUAUAAUAUUACUCAAACAGAAAAAAUAAAUAAAGAAUUAAUAUCCAAAGAAAACUUGAGAAGAAAUUUACAUAAUCAGUAUCAAGAUUUGAAAGGAAAUAUAAGAGUCUUUUGUAGAAUAAGACCCUCAAUAAAUACAAAUGAAAAAUUGUUAUCAAUGGAAUUUCCUGAUGAAUUUGAUGAAAAUAAGGAAAUCUUAAUAAAAGAACCAAUAACAAUGGAAAAAUUGAACCAGUUUGGCACAAACCCUAUUAAUACCACCAACUAUAAUAAUAGGGGCAACAACUACAACUCAGUUAUUCAUUCCUUUGAAUUUGAUAGAAUAUUUGGAAUGGAUACUAAUAAUGCAGAAAUAUUUGAUGAAAUAUCUCAAUUAGUUAAAACCUCGUUGUAUGGAUUCAAUGUAUGCAUUUUUGCUUAUGGGCAAACAGGAAGUGGUAAAACUUAUACAAUGUCAAAUUUAAAAGAUGGUAUGAUACCCAAGGCUGUUAAUCAAAUAUUUGAUACCAUUAAUGAUUCCACAAUAAAACUAAAAGGUUGGAAUUAUAAAAUAUAUGGCCAAUUUUUAGAGAUUUAUAAUGAAACAAUUCAUGAUUUAUUAAAUAAUAACAAUAAUAAAGAUGAUAAGAAAAAAAAAUUGAAAUAUGAAAUCAGGCAUGAUCCAUUAAAUGAAAAGACUAUAAUUACAAAUUUGAGUGAGAUUGAAUUACUUGAUGUUGAUAUGGUUAAUGAAAUAUUAAUCAAGGCAAAUAAUAAUCGAUCAGUUGCAUCAACGAAGAGUAAUGAAAGGUCAUCGAGGUCUCACAGCAUUUUUCGAAUCAAAAUUGUUGGAGAAAAUCCAAUGACUAGGGAAAAUACUGAGGGAAUCUUGAAUUUAAUUGACUUGGCUGGAUCAGAGAGAUUAUCGCAAUCCCAAGUUACAGGUGAACGAUUGAAAGAAACACAAGCAAUCAAUAAGAGUUUAAGUUGUUUAGGAGAUGUCAUUUAUGCGUUGGGAAAUAACAACACACCUAAUGGUCAUAAUUCAAUUAGCAAUAGCAAUCAUAUACCAUUUCGAAAUUCGAAAUUAACUUACCUCUUGCAAUAUUCACUCAGUGGUAAAUCUAAAACAUUGAUGUUUGUUACAAUUCCACCAUUUGAGAAAAAUUUUAAUGAAACGUUAAAUUCCUUGAGGUUUGCGAAAAAAGUGAAUAACACAAAAAUUUGCAAUGCAAAUGGAAGUCGAAAAAAAAGAAAUGAGUAG